Messenger RNA from Poecile atricapillus (Black-capped chickadee), 3075 nucleotides. Its product is annotated as ras-related protein Rab-6A-like. The transcript is spliced from 9 exons. The record is from RefSeq and is a predicted model, not a curated record. Lineage: Eukaryota; Metazoa; Chordata; Aves; Passeriformes; Paridae. Bases 571 to 1122 code for a protein of 183 amino acids. Gene Ontology annotation, molecular function: GTPase activity; GTP binding.
CUCGUCUUCCUGGGCGAGCAGAGCGUUGGGAAGACCUCCCUGAUCACCAGGUUUAUGUAUGACAGUUUUGACAAUACUUACCAGGCAACCAUUGGAAUUGAUUUCCUGUCCAAAACAAUGUACCUGGAGGACCGCACGGCUGCAGCUGUGGGACACAGCCGGCCAGGAGAGAUUCCUCAUUCCCAGCUCCAUCCGUGACUCUGCUGUGGCUCUCAUUGUCUUUGACAUCACAAGAAUCAUUGCUUCAGUAUCACAUGGAAAUCCCCACUGCCAUCACAUGGAUGCUCCAUGCUGGAGGUUGGAUUCUGUUUGCUUGCCUGGUGUCUGUCCUGUGGGAAUUGCCCCAAAAGCUUUGAUCAGAGAUGCUCCAGACUAUGAGUCCUGUGGAGAUCCCAUCCAUAAUCCUGGGAGAUCAGUGCUGCACUGUUGGCUACCCCCAGUAAUGAGGUGGGAGCCAAAUCCUAGAGAUGUUUGGGAAUAGCAGGAUCUCUGGGUGAGCAAAGGCGGGAAUUAAAUCACUUUACAAACAGAUCCAGGAAGCAGCUUUGCUGUGGUUGGAUUUGGGGCCAGAUGACGAGGUCACCUCAGCUGCUGCAGUUGGGUGUGGAAGUGACCUUUUCCCUAAAGGGUUUUCCUGCUCUCUCUCCUCUCCCUGGUGGGCCGGGCUGGCCCCAGCAGGUCCGGCUGCAGCUCUGGGACACGGCGGGGCAGGAGCGGUUCCGCAGCCUCAUCCCCAGCUACAUCCGCGACUCCACCAUCGCCGUCGUGGUCUAUGACAUCACAAACUUGAAUUCUUUCCAGCAAACCUCCAAGUGGAUCGAUGAUGUCAGGACAGAGCGAGGCAGCGAUGUCAUCAUCAUGUUGGUGGGGAACAAAACCGACCUGGCAGACAAGAGGCAAAUCACCACAGAGGAAGGGGAACAGAGAGCCAAAGAGCUGAAUGUGAUGUUCAUUGAGACCAGUGCAAAGACUGGCUACAAUGUGAAACAGCUUUUCCGCCGUGUGGCUGCUGCCUUACCUGGGAUGGACAGCACACCAGAGAAGAGCAAAGAAGACAUGAUUGACAUCAAACUAGAGAAGCCCCCCGAGCAGCCAGUCACGGAGAGCGGGUGCUCCUGCUAACAGCCCCUGCCAGCAGCACCCCCGCCCGGCCGGGCUCCCGGAGAACAUCCCGCUCAUCACCACCCCUCUGGGGCUGGAAAACCAUUCCUAAGCGAGCGAAUCCCUGUGUACUGGUGGGGAGCAGCCCCGGCCGCCCCUCUCACUGCAUGGUUUGAGCCCUGAGUGCAGAAUGAGUGUCCUGUCUUUUGAGUUUAUUUUUUUAUGUUGUUGCACUUUGGCACCGUGGUGCCCUUCACACUCUCUCCCUCUCUCUUUCUCUCUCUCUUCCUCCCUUUCUCCCCCUGUUCCCACCUCGAGCCUCCCUGCUCAGAUGUAUCUUGUGAAUGCCAUGGAAAAGCUGCCGAGUUAGGGAAGACAAAAAUGAAGCUUUGGGGGGUGGGUUCUCCACCUUCCCUCCUGCCUUGCAUCCUCCCCCUGCCCUCUCCAGCCCUGCAUCCCCACUUCCUCUGGUAAAAGGCUGCUCCUUAAACUUAAACCAGUCACUUGGACUUGCCUUUUUGGACUCUGCAGGUUCCCUGUUCCCAGGCUUUGCUUCCCACAGGGCACACACCCCAUGAGCUCCCUGGUUUCUCCUUUCUGUGGAUGAUCCUGGCUAACUCUUGCUCACAACUUCCCAGUUUUGCCCUUCGUGUUGCACAGGGCUCUGGAAAGCCCCAAACUCUGAGAGCUUUGGCCUUGUUGCUCCUGUUUGUGUGGCAGGGACAUCCCAGAGCCUGCUCCCCUCAGCUGGAAUCUCUUCCCAUCCAGAGCAUGUUGGUGAGUGUUGGCUGCAGAUGUGGGGGAGGAGGAGGGAACAGAGACUUUGCAGCCCAAGGCUGGGUGGGGAGAGAUCCUCAGGGAUUCUGGAAGGAAACAGUGACCUGGAAUCCAUCACUGCAGGGACAAUUCCUGCCCUGGGAGUCAUGGAUGCUCCUCAGGCUCUUUCCCUGAUCUCCAUUCUCCCGUUCCUCAUCACGGCAGCUGCUUCCUGCGGAGCAGGAGAGCCACAGCAGAGGGAAGGGCAACAUUCCACUCUCAUUCCCAGGUUGCUGCUUGAUGGAAUCAUUCCCAUUGCCUCUGCCCUUGGAGCAGAGCUCUGGGGUGGGACCAGCAGCAGUUUAACUCCUGGGGGAGUUUUAACCUUUGCCAAAGCUGAGGGGAGCAGUGGCAGGGAAUUCCUGUCCCAGUGGGUGGAGGAUUGGAGGAUUGAACGCUGCUGAAGGGAAUUCUGGUGUCACUGCCCAACCUUGGAGGUUGGGAAUUGCCUCCUUUCCCCCUGGUUUUGAAUUAAUUCAGAGCUCUUCAGAGAUUUCCUGGGGUUUUGGGUCCACAAAAAGUUGGUCUGUCAGUUGGCAGAGAGGAGAAUUCCACUGUGCUUUCCCCACCUGGCCAGUGUGACACGGAGGGUGCUGUGGUAGGACACAGUGUGACCACGGUGGGGGGGUCAGUGACACUCCCUCCCCUGGCAGGGUGUCCCUCAGUCCCUGCCACCGUGUGUGCACCUGAGGGCAGGAGGGGACAGCCCAGGCCUGGCAGCAGGUCACCGAGGUCCCCAGAGUCCCUUCCCCUCCAGGCGAGCUGGCUGCAGGAGGAAGCUGGGAUGUGACUCCCCGUUCCCUGCCCCUCGGGAAGCUGCUCCCAUUCCCUGUACAUAGCCCUUUGUGGGAAUUGCUGGUGUCGGUGUCCGUGUCUGUAGAACAGGUGUUGCUGUCCCUCCUCACAGGCAGCUCUGCUGUCCCUUCGUGUUGUUCGAGUCACGGACCGGGGCGGGAGGGGGGAGACCCCAAUUACGGGGCGGGGGGUAAUUAGUGGAAUCCAAUAGUUCCCUUCCCACUGUUUUUCUGGAUGUGUUCCUGCCGUGUGUCCGGCCCUGCUGUCUUGUAGCUGUAGCGAGUAAGUGUGACUGUAACUCUGAGUAAGGACUGUGUGACACAGCCACAGUGUAUCACUAAAUAAAUAAAGUUAUUUCACCAA